Molecule: messenger RNA, 2035 nt
Organism: Oryzias melastigma (Indian medaka)
Lineage: Eukaryota; Metazoa; Chordata; Actinopteri; Beloniformes; Adrianichthyidae
Gene: anp32a
Product: acidic (leucine-rich) nuclear phosphoprotein 32 family, member A
Exons: 7
Coding region: 138-911 (257 amino acids)
Biological process (GO): regulation of apoptotic process
Cellular component (GO): nucleus
Molecular function (GO): histone binding
Source: RefSeq, a predicted model, not a curated record
GACAAUCCCGAAACGUGCUCCCGCCCACCGAGCGGAUCAAGUUUGAAUGAACAACAGCAGUCUGUUCGGAGGUGGUAUUUUGCAUUUGCGGUAAUUAUUAAAAGUGUGUAAUUGCAGCACGGACGCGCCGAUCAAGGAUGGAGAUGAAGAAGAGAAUUCAUCUAGAGUUGCGGAACCGCACUCCGUCAGACGUCAAAGAACUUGUGCUAGACAACUGUCGCUCAAACGAAGGCAAGAUCGAGGGCCUAACAGACGAGUUUGAGGAGCUGGAAUUUUUAAGCACAAUCAAUGUCGGUCUGACAACAGUAGCCCACUUGCCCAAGCUAAAGAAACUCAAAAAGCUCGAACUCAGCGAUAAUAGGAUCUCAGGAGGUUUGGAGGUUCUGGCGGAGAAAUGUCCCAACCUCACACAUCUCAACCUCAGUGGCAACAAGAUUAAAGAUCUCAGCACAAUAGAACCACUGAAAGAGCUGGGGGCCCUGAAGAGCCUAGACUUGUUUAAUUGUGAAGUAACAAACCUGAAUGAAUACAGAGACAACGUCUUCAAGCUAUUACCACAGCUCACUUACCUGGACGGCUACGACAAAGACGACAAAGAGGCGCCUGACUCUGACGGCGAGGUUUACGCCGAGGGACUGGAUGACGAUGAGGACGAUGAAGAGGAUGAGGAAGAGUACGACGAAGACGCACCACCUGGAGACGAGGAGGAUGAAGAGGGAGAUGAAGAGGAAGAGGAGAACGAAGAGGAAGAGGAGGAUGAUCUCAGUGGAGAGGAGGAGGACGAGGAUGACUUAAAUGACAGAGAGGGGGAUGAUGAUGAUGAAGAUGAAGGGGAGCAAAAUGAUGAAGAGCGAGGCCAAAAGAGAAAAAGGGAACUGGAUGAAGAAGGGGAAGAGGACGAUGACGACUGAAAAUCUUCAGUAAGCCAAGUCGUGAACUGUUUGAAACCUGUAUCUCCCAGUCACUUCCCUACAAGCCCUUAUAUCUCUCCUUUGUUUCAUAUUGCAGGAAUAACUCUUUAUUUUUGAUUUUUUGUUUUUUGGCCAGUCAGGUUUAAGGAAUUACUUGGAGGAGACAGAUUUCUUUACCUUUUCUGCUCCUGUGUUCCGGUCUCUGCGGUCCACUUUUAACAGCUCUGUGGACAGCAGUUUUGUAAUAUCAACUUUUUUUUUUGACACUUUUGUUUUCUGAGUUGAUGUAACACCACUUUCUCAUGACUUGUGUAUUUUAUGACUUCCCCAUUCAAAAAUACAAAUACUAAGAAAAGAGUGCAUGUAUGAUACAUUUUAAAGUCAACUACUGGAAUCCAUGUAUGACUGUCCUCGUCUAUCUUUUUGCAUUGUAUUUUUUUUUUUUUUUUUUUUUUUAAUGUAAGUUAUGUGUUUGUAGUGUCACCCUUAUUCCAAUACUCUGCUGUCCUGGCGUGGAACUUCCGCAUCUUUUUAAAUUAUAGCAACAAAACAACAAAAAAAACAUGUCUGCCCUCGUCAAAGCCGCUCCUCCUCCUCCUCUUUAGACCCCUCAGCCUUGAUAGUUCGGAAAUUACGUGUUCUUGUAAAUACUGACCAAAUCUAUUUUUUUGUAAUCCCUUUGAUGAUGGCAGACAUUGAACAGACAACUGAGGUGAAAUUGUGAUAAAAACAAAUAAAUUCAUGCUUUAUCUUAGAUGCGCGGUGUAAUUUUUGUUUUUCUUGAAUUUGAACGUCAUCUUGUGUCCACCAUCAGAACUCAUUGCUUUUCUCACACGGCGUUAUCUUGUAUGCACAGGUGGCAAUGUUUGAAUUAGUUGUGGUAGCGUAGCUUAUAAAUUGCUUUGAAUGGAGGUUCCAACUACAACUCAUGUAAAUUUAAAAUGUAUUGGCUCAAAUCAGUCAAGUUCUAUUAUGAAUUGUUUUCUCUAGUAUUCACAAUGGUCAAAUUGGCCUACCUCAGUGACUUUUCACUGUUAAAAUCCACUGUCAUCAGCCUGUUUUUUUUGUUUUGUUUUUGUUUUUUUCCCCCUUGCACUCACUUCAAUAAAUCCCUUUUAUAUAAA